GUGGAAGAGUUACCAUGGAAACCAGGACGGUGAUGAAGCGCGAGCAGGAGGAGCAGUCGUCCCAGAUGUCUCACAGCAUGCAGCUGUCCUCCCAGAUCAAGAAGAGGACCUUCACUUCCAGUGAUGAGGAAGCCUCCUACUCUGGUUUCUAUCCCAUCAUCCCCGCUGACAUCAUGUCUGUCAAGGAGAUCUUGGACAUGGACAACUUCCCCCGCCACAGGACAUGGGAUGUCUUGAAGGAAACUCUUGCUGCUGAUGAAGAGUAUCACAGAGAGAAGUGGACCCUGUUUGGGAACGAGGCUGAGAAGUUUGAACUGGGCGUGAUCAGGAGCCAGCGCGUGCUACGUAAACGUGUGGACACCAAGGCACUUCGCAGGCAGGCAGAAAUGAAGGCAUCUGCCCACAUGAAGUAUAUGGAGCGUCUGAGCCAGAAGGCCCCAGACUUUCCUAUCCCUCUGAGGGCUCACACCGUCUGGGAGGGCAUGACGGUCAAACUCGCUUGUACCGUCCAGGGCUGUCCGCCUCCAGAGGUCAAAUGGUAUAAGGACGGUCUGCCUCUAAGGAUGUCUGACCAAGCAUGGAAUUACAGUCUUCAACAGAAAUUUGGUCUGAACAUACUGGAGAUUAGAAGAUGCUCUCCUGAGGAUGCUGGCGAGUAUAAAGUGGUUGCCAAGAGUCCCCUGGGUGAAGCUAUGACCUUUGGAACUCUUGUGGUCAAUUCAUAUCAUGGAGCCGUAGCUGGUUCAGGGCACUCACAGACCCGCGCUAUGCAGCUUGAGCAAGAAGUCCACUUUGGCAACACUUUCCCCCCGACCUGGGUGAAGGAGGGUGACAGCCUCACCCUGCGGUGUAACUUCACCUCCACUCUGCCCUCCCAGCAGGUUGUCAGCUGGUUCAGAGAUGGCGUCCAGCUGCAUCAGUCUGACUCUGUGGUCAUUAAGACAGUCGAUGACAAGGCCUGGAUGACUUUAAGGGCUGCAUACAAGGAGCAUGAGGGUGUUUACAGUGCCCGACUGAGGACCAGUGAUGGAAUCCAGGAACACAGUGCUUUUGUCUAUGUCAGAGAUGCAUCGGCUGCAGUGCUGGGAGGCCCUGCGUCUCCUCUGGCUGUCCAGGUAUCUGACGUCAACAAGGACUAUGUGUUCCUUACCUGGCAGCCACCCAGCGCUGAUGGAUCCUCACCUGUGCAGGGAUAUUAUGUAGAGAGGUGUGAGGUCGGUAAGGGUGAAUGGAUGCGCUGCAAUAAGCACAUUCAGAAAAUGUGCUACUACCCAGUUUUUGGACUAAAAGAAGGAAGUCGGUACCAGUUCAGGGUUCGGGCUGUAAACCAGGCUGGAGCAGGACGCCCCUCCAUGGCGACUGAUCCUGUCCUCACCACAGACCCCUUGCAGCACACCAGGACAAUGGAGGUCACGGUAGACAGAGGGAGGAAGAUCACCAUUACAAAAGAUGAACUUGAAGGUCAGGUCAGAGCUCCUCUACCUCCCACAGAUGUCCACGCCUGCGAGGUGAGCAACACCUACGUGGUGCUGAGCUGGACCGAGCCUGAACCCAGAGGCAGAGAACCGCUCACCUUCUAUGUGGAGCGGUCCCUGGAAGGGAAGAGCAGCUGGGAGCUGGCCAGUCUGGACACAGUGGUAAACUCUCCAAGGUUCCCGGUGUUUGACCUGAUCAAGGGCAAGCGAUACUGCUUCAGAGUCCGCUCCAUCAACAAGUACGGAGUCAGUGACCCCUCUGAGCCGACUCAACCCAUCUCCUUGGGCAAGCCACAAGCUGUGCCAGCUCCGCCUCACUCUGUCCUGGCCUUCAGAGACACAGACACCUCAGUGCUGCUCCAGUGGCAGGAACCAAAGGCUAAAGACGACAUCCUGGGCUACUACCUGUACUACAGUGAAACUGGCAAAAAAGAAUGGCAGACUGUCAACAACAAGCCUAUUAGCCAAAACAGAUUUACCGUCCAUGGCCUCAAAACCAGAAGGGAGUACGUGUUCAUGGUGAAGGCCGUGAGCCGAGCAGGAAACAGCAACUAUUCAGACGAGUCUCAACCCAUCCUCGUCAAAUCAGCCAUUCAUGUUCCCUCUGCUCCCUCUGCCAUCACCCUGCUGCUGUGCACUGGCUCAGAGAUGGUGCUGGGCUGGAGGGCCCCUGCAUCUAACGGGGGAGACCCUGUACGUGGAUACUACCUGGACCAGAGAGAUAAGGGCAUGAAAACAUGGCGAGAGGUCAACGUUAAGCCGGCCAAAGAGAGGCAGUAUAAGGUUUGCAACCUGACCAGUGGACGCUUCUACCAGUUCCGUGUGUUAGCUGGCAAUAUGGCCGGUGUCGGGAAGCCCUCUGAGGCCAGUGAGGAGUUCCUGUGUGAGAAAUGGACGAUGCCCGAGCCAGCGUGUCCGUAUGACGUAGAGGUCAGGGAGGUGAGAAACGACUCACUCGUGCUGCUGUGGGCGGCUCCGUUGUACGAAGGAAGAAGCCCGGUCACUGGCUAUUUGCUGGAAAUGAGCCAGGGCGACCAAUCAGACGACUGGACUGCUGUAACUGAAAAGCCCAUUUCUGACACACAUUACAAGGUGUCAGGUCUUCAGGCGGGUCAGACUUACCGCCUGCGUGUGUCAGCUGUCAAUGAGGCUGGAGUGAGCUGUGCCUCCCUGCCCACUGAGCCCGUCACAGCUGAGACCAGACCAGGCACCAAAAACAUUGAGGUUGGAGUGGACGACGAUGGUUUCAUAUUUCUGGGAUACGAGGCUGAUGAGAUGAACGAUGAGAGCAAGUUCCUCUGGGGCAAAAAUUACACAGCCGUUGACGCUGGAAGAGUUCGGGCAGAAACCAAGAAGAAUAGGUCUCUGCUGACCUUCACAGACCCCUCUGAGGAGGAUCUGGGUCUCUACACGGUUGAGAUGAGCGACAACCCGAACCUGUCGUCCAGCUACGACUUCACUGCUGAAGACCUUGAAAGACUCAAAGAACUCAGCUGGGAAGUCAGAAACCCGUUGAUAGCUCUGAAGUCCGGCUGGCAGGUGGAGGUUUCAGAGAAAGGUGACGUACGUCUUUGGCUGCAGACUGAGAGUCUGAGUGACAACGCUGAGCUCCGUCUCAUCUUCAAUGACCAAGAAAUCUCCAGUACCCCGCGCCGUAAGAUCAACUUCGACAAGUCCAAAGGUCUGGUGGAGAUCCUGUUUGAUCGGCUCUCUACGGAGGACCAGGGCUCGUACACGGCCCAGCUGAGGGACGGCCGCGCCAAGAACCAGUUCACUUUGGUCUUUGUGGAUCAAAAGUUUCGUCAGACGCUGGCCCUGGCGGAUAAAAACAGACGCGACCAACAGAAAAGUCUGGUGAGCAGACCUUAUUUCGAGGAAUUGUUGUCGUGGAGUGUGAACGAGGACUGUGAACUCAUCAUAAAGUGCAAGGUGACAAACACAAACAAGGACACGACUCUGAAGUGGUUUAAAGAAAGUGCGGCGCUGACCCAAGUUGUGUAUGACCAUGCAUCAGGAGUCUGCACACUCAGCGUCCCACAGGUCACAAAGAAAGAGGCGGGUUCUUACAGAGCUGUGGUGUCAGAUGGACGAGGAGAGGACGUCAGCACCUUAGAGUUACUCCAUGACGAGUACGACAAGCUCCUGCAGCAGCUGGGUAAACAGUGUGCAUUGUCGGCCAGCCCGCUCAGGAUUCAGAGCACCUCUGAAGGAGUUAUGAUCUACUGCUCACUCAAAUACUAUAUAAGCUACAUGAAGAACAGCUGGUACUACGGGGAGAGGAGGAUCGACCAGGAAGCCAGGAUGAAGACUGGAAGCAGUAUGGAUAAAGUCUGGAUUGAAAUCUGUAACCCAACUGAGAACGAUAAAGGCAAAUACACCCUGGAGAUGUUUGAUGGCGAACAGACACACAAACGAUACCUUGACCUCUCUGCACAAGCCCUUGCUGAUGCCUUGCUAGAGUACCAGAGGUUGAAGCAGGAGGCUAUUGCUGAGAAAAACCGGGCCAAGGUGACAAAAGGUCUUCCUGAUGUGGUAGCCAUUAUGGAGGGAAAGUCUCUGUGUCUGACCUGCUUCAUCGACGGUGCACCUUCUCCAGAGAUCUCCUGGCUAAGAAACGACAAAGAGAUUGUUGAUGAGACCCAGUUUACCAUCACCAAGGAGCCAAAAUGCAGCACCAUCACUAUCCACAACGUCAACAUGGCCGAUUCUGGAAAAUACAGCAUCUUUGUGCGCAACAAGUGUGGAUCUGAAACUGUUGAUGUGACAGUGAGUGUUUACAAGCUCGGGGAUAAGCCUCCAGCAAACGCUGUGGACAUGGGUUACAACUGAACAAGAAGUUAGAAAGACAUGUAGUGCACGGUUUGAUGGUUUUACUGUAAACCUGCACAGAUAGAUAGAAGAGAAGAUGGUUUGAUGGUAGAUAGUGCUUCCUUUAGUAAUAAUAACAGUCGUUUUUUGGGUUUGCAAAAGUAAAUGGCGCCCUCUUUUGGUAUAAAAUGGUAUUAUAUGUGACCGCUGGUAAAAGUGUAAACAAAACAGAUUGUUAGUUCAUACAUUUCUAAUCGGUUUAAUACUGAACAAUGAUUACUUGAUUCAUGAUUAAUCAUUAACAUCCCUAUAUGUUACAAUACACUACAUUUUCCCCUUGGGACUUAAAGUGCUGCCAAACAUUCAACUGACUCCACUCAAAUCAAUAAAUAAAAACAAUAGAAAAACAGAUCCAUGUGUAAACAGAAAGGUACAUACCAAUGCAAAACAACACAACAUAUAUUAGACAUUACCCAUAUUGUACAAGAGCUACAAAAACAGCAUGAGAGAUAAGAAAGGUAAGAGAAUAUCAAAACAUAGGAACACACAUGACGCUAUAUAGGCAUAAAUGUACAGUAAAGUGUGGAAAAUACUGUAAAAUUAAAAAACAGUCAUGUCAAAAACCAA
Labrus bergylta (ballan wrasse) is the source of this 4910-nucleotide messenger RNA. The record is from RefSeq and is a predicted model, not a curated record. Lineage: Eukaryota; Metazoa; Chordata; Actinopteri; Labriformes; Labridae.